AUGUCUUCGCUUCUCGAUGUGGCCAAGGCGAUGAACGCCGAAGCCGCGAGUAACAGUGCCACUUUAUCGCUUGUUGACGUUGCUAGAGCUGGAAAUGAUGCGAAUAGUUCAGUGAAGCCAAAGACACUCGUGGACGUGGCUAAACAGGAAACGCAACCGAAGCAAACACUACAGCAACUAGCCCAAGAGAUGGAUGGACAAGAUCAAUUCAAGAUUCGAGAGGCUCUCGAGUCAACUGCAAAGGAAGUGAAGACGGAGCGACAAGACCUUCGUUCGCAGGUUCUCAAGCAAACGACCUUGAAUUUGCAACAGGAGGAGCAACAAGCUGCAAAAGUGCUGCAAGAGAAAGUUGGAGAUGCUGACAAGAGCGACGACCCUCCUCCACGCACAACUCCGAGCGAGUCCAAGGAAAGCAAAGAGUUUAUGCGAGCCGUGUAUCGAGCCGAUAAGCACCAUGUCCGAGAUAUGCUCAACGAUGAAGCCGUUGACGCCAACACCGCAGAUCAGCAUGGUUGGAGUGGUCUGCAUUGGGCGGCGUCUCAAAAUCACAGCGACAUCCUGAACCUUCUUCUCCAGAACGGAGCUGAAGUCAACGCCACUGAUCAGAUCAACGGUUGGACUGCUCUGCAUGUAGCCAUCGUACGCGAGUCCAUUUCCUGCGUUGGCAUCCUCUUGUCCUCAGGCGCCGACCCUCGUAUCCGAGACAAUUACGGUGACACUGUCGUCGAGUGUCUGCAAGCUGCCAGCAGGAAGAACAAGCUCAAAAUGCUGCAACUUAUUCAGGAAGCGCGCGGCAACAACCAAUAG
Phytophthora infestans T30-4 is the source of this 807-nucleotide messenger RNA. RefSeq lists its product as uncharacterized. Lineage: Eukaryota; Oomycota; Peronosporomycetes; Peronosporales; Peronosporaceae. The coding region runs from base 1 to 807 and encodes 268 amino acids. The transcript is spliced from 4 exons. Gene Ontology annotation, molecular function: protein binding. The record is from RefSeq and is a predicted model, not a curated record.